AUGACUCGGUACGGGGGCCUGGGCCGGACGCGCCCCAAAAAGCUCACCUCUAAGGCCUCCAUCCCCAUCGUUCGCGAAGAGGACAUCGAUGUCUUAGAUGAGGACAUUCAAAGCCAUCAGCAAAUCGAAACUGGUGUCGAAAAAGCUGAAGAAUCGGAAUUUCACUUGCAAGUUGCCAUCAACCUCACCGCACAGGGUAAAGUCAACGACGCCCACAUUCCCACCCCCGAAACCAUCCUCAGCAACUUGCGCUAUGACGAACUCUACCCCCCACUCUUCUCGCAGCCUGCGACAUACAUCCGCUCCUCGGCCACGGUCGAGGACUGCUGUGGAUGUCUUUACAACAUGACCGAGGAAGAUGAUGUCUUUCUCAAGAUCCUUAAUCAGAAGCGAGAUGCGUCUAAUCAGUGCUCGGAGGAUAAUUUUGAGGCCACAAUGAACUUCUUCGAGGAGACGGCGCAAGCCAAGCAGCCAUAUGCCGCGGUUGAUAGUCCACCGGUGUUGACCUUCGCAGAGAUGAAGGAGGCCAUGGAUGCCGCCGUAGAGGAAGCUGUGAAGCGCUUUGCAAAGGAGAUCUAUCCCCACUGGACGUCGCGUCGAAUGGCAGAGGGUAGUAACAAUACCCUGGAGCCAAGCCUCAAGUUUGAAACUGGCCAAGACACCGACGAUAGUGACCCUUACGUUUGUUUCCGACGACGUGAAGUGCGCCAGAUCCGUAAAACCCGUGGCCGUGACGCCCAAAGUGCUGAAAAGCUGCGCCGACUGCGUAAAGAGCUUGAGGAUGCUCGGCAGAUGGUCGCAUUGGUGCGUCAACGAGAAGUAGCCCGAAAGGAGAUGCUCAUCAUGGAGCGAACACUGUUCUUGCAGCGCGCCGAGGUAAAGGAGAUGAAGCGCAAGCUGAACAUCAAGGACGACGACGAGGAUCUGGUCAACCAAAAGCCCAAGAAGAAGGUGGAACCAACCACUGGUCAACGUCCCAAUCCUCCUCAACUGCGCUUGCCGCCCAGAGCAGGCCUUCAAGGUGCAGAGGAUUUGCAGCUGCUGGAGGAUGUCCAAGCAGAGAAGGAGAACGAGAUCUUGCGCGAUAUCAAAACGAAUAUUGCCAAGCACAUCAAGUGGAACGAAGGAUAUGUCGAUCAUACCCGUGCGCCACUUUCUCCAUCUCCCGAAAGGACAUUCGAUGCAGCUGCAUUCCGCCCUGCAUUCACUGCGCAGUUACCCACCCCUCCAUCAUCCGACUCUUCUGGCGAUAUGAUGGACACCUCAUUAGAUGUCACUAGCCCCAUCUUCUCUCGAGACAAACUUAAACUUGCCUCUCGGGGGAUGGUGUUAGACGAGGAACCGAAUAAGAUGCCAUCAUUCCGCCGACGUGUUGGACGAGGAGGCCGGUUAAUGAUUGAUCGUCGCAAUUUCGCGGCACGCUGUAAAAUCGAAAUGGACCCCAUCAAGACUGAUCGAUUCAAGUUCGACCAGGAAGAUUCUGAUGAGGAACCCAUUUAUGAAUUAGAGACAUUUAAUGUCCAAAUCAUGCAGCAUCGUGCCAUGACCAUGGCGAAAGUGCGCGAACAAGCCGCAGUAGCGGCUGCUCAAGCUCAUGCGCAGGCGCAAGCUCAAGCAGCUCAGGUCCAGGCUCAACGAAGAUUGCAAAGCGAUCAAUCUGGGAACCAGGGAGCACCUCCCGCCCCCAGUGCAGUGGCUGCGCCUUCUGAAGCCUGA
Penicillium malachiteum is the source of this 1716-nucleotide messenger RNA. RefSeq lists its product as uncharacterized. Lineage: Eukaryota; Fungi; Ascomycota; Eurotiomycetes; Eurotiales; Aspergillaceae. The transcript is spliced from 4 exons. Bases 1 to 1716 code for a protein of 571 amino acids. Gene Ontology annotation, cellular component: piccolo histone acetyltransferase complex. Gene Ontology annotation, biological process: regulation of transcription by RNA polymerase II. The record is from RefSeq and is a predicted model, not a curated record.